UUGGAACAAUAAACAUUUGCAAUUAGCCAGCUAUGGCCAGCUAGGGCCAGCUAUAAACUACUCGACCAGGGGAAGGGCGUGGUAGAAGUGUUGGAGGUGGCUGUGGCCCUUCAUGGACUGCCGCGACGCCGACACGUCGAUGGAGUACCGGCGCCAGAUCUUCACGUCAAACACGUACAAAGUGUCGUGAUACUCGAAGAUGAGGAUGCCGGACAGGACGGCGGACGGUUUGUCGAGGUACAGCACGUUGUUGACCUCCCACUUGUGAAAGUUAAAGUUGUAUUUGGCGACGGCAGGCAAGAAGAACGAGCUCGCCUUGUGGGGCCCGUCGCGAUGCUCGUAGAACUUCCACUUGAACAUGUAGGCAAAGCAGCACCCCGCAAACGUGACGAGGACAAUCCCGUAGAAGCGCGAGGGAAUGCCAUACUCGAACAAGCCACUCGAACACUCGACGUCCAUGUCGACCGACGUCAGCGUGCAUACGCGGCCGACACGCGCGAUGUGGUGCACCGGCGUUAUGGCACUCCACAGCCCCGAGCUCACCCACGACAACUGGCCGCUGUUGGCCAGCAACUGAACUGCCAGCAUCUUGAACACCUUGUUUUGGAUGUUGCACUCGGCCGUGUGCUCCUUCAUGAUGACCGACGCAACGUCGUCGAUGACAAAGACAAGCCAACUCACUUCGGACGUCGACAGAAACGUGGUGAACCACGGAUACGUGUCGGCAUAGAUGCUCGUAAGGACAGGAGACUUGAUCAGCUCCAUGUUGGCCGUUGCCAAGACCGAAAUCGCCGAACACGCACGCAGCAAGAUCAUGGGCCGGCCUACCCAAACGAGUCCCGCCACCAUGUUGAACGUUCCGAUGUUGCCGUACUCGACGUCGCCUUUGUUGGUCACGAUGUACACGCAUACGACGGCGGCCACCAUCAUGAGCACCCCCGUGAUGUACUGACUCAACCGGUACGAGUAGAAGGAAAAGCUCAGAGGGAGCUCGCGGGGGUUGGCCGGGUUGCGCUGGACGGGGAGCGGGUUCGACAGCGUUGUAAUCGCGUCCUUCUCGCCCUGGAACGCCACGGCCUCCCGCCUCCCUUCGACCCACUCGAACAAGUAGACCCACGCUGGAAAGGCCACGAGGGGGUUGGCCAUCAGCGCGACGCGAGAUAGCUCGACGAUGCUGUCCUCGACGAUCACGCCGUCCGCCGCGUUCGUUAAGAACUGGAUCAUCUCGAGCUUGAGGUUUGUCCGGACUUCUGUUUCUACCGCCGCGGCCAUCGUACGAAAGGUCGCAAGACUGGAUGCUGUGAACAAAUUCGCGACAAAUGCCGUGGUGUUGCCCAGCAGACCCUUGCAAUUUUCGCAAGCAGUCUCGUCAGCACCGAGGACGUCGCACCCACACAAAUUGGCCUGGACGUCGUCCUUCUGCAUGCGCUUGACGUCGGCUGCCAUGAGAGCUUUCACGAGAUUCUCGUUGGAUGGGGCGGCUUCGUCGAACGUGAACGGAGCGCCGCACUCUUCCGUCGAACUGAAGUAGUCCUGCGCGAGGCGGCCGCCGCACCAGUCGAAUCCGCACAUGAGCUGUCCUCCGCACAACGCAACGGUGGCAUUCCAUUCGGGAGGCAUCAGUGCAAACGGUGCCACGUUGUGCUCGAACAGCGCUUGAUACGUCUCGAUCACUUGCGACUGGUUUGCAUUGUUUUGGAGCAGCCACUGGUAGUCUGGCACGGUCGAAGCGUUCACGUUCAACAGCAACACCAGUGCUUCUGUCAGGUUCUGGUACAGCCGACGCAGGGACGUCGGACAUGCCACGCGCUUCAUGUCGACCGACCCGAACGGACCCAGCGUUUCUUGGACGAUGUACAGUCCUUGGCUCAGCGGGUACGCCAGCGUCAAGUUUUGCGCCAGCGCGUCGGCCGGCGUGACGUUCUGGAAUGCAAACUGAGGGCUCUGUCGGAUGAGGUGCAAGCCCGCGACCAGCGUCGCGUUGUCUGUGACGGCCCACAGUUCACUCGCGAGGCCCCACGACAUCUUGAAUGAGCUUGGCCUCAACUCGUCUUGCAUUCGAAACAAGCCCCGCGACCGCUUGAUGGUCAGGGGGUACGUGAAGCCGAAAGCGUUCUGGACGUCAAAGGUUUCGACGAUUCCGAGCUGCUUGUAGUUUUGCCAUUGCGUGACAUACUCAGAGAUGCCAUGGGACGUCCACCACAGGACUUCGGCGUCGACAGGGAGGGUGGUCGGCAGCGUCUGCCGCCACACUUUGCCAUCCUGCACCGUGUCCAAGUACGAGUACACCCCAAUAGAGAGUGAAUCGCCCCAGCACGACGUCAGCGACGACCAGUCAACAUUGCGCAGCGGAGCUUCCAAAUACACCGCUCCGUUUUGGCGUUCGGACGCUUGGCACCGCGCCUGCCGCGCCGCCGAGUUGGCCAUUUCCCACUUGCGUCCGAAAUCAACGUAGCAGUACGCCGCCGCAAUCCACGGGACGUCGCACCCUUGCAUGGCGCGGAGGCCAGCCACAACGUUUGGUAGCGUGUUCACUUCGAGCUGGAUCGCGGAUGCGUACAACGGGGGCGAGUACACGACCGUGUCCGUGGCGUUGUAGUGAUUGUCCGUGCCAACUUCGGCAUACCGGAGCUCGUUCAUCUGGAGCUCGACGUUGCGGUCCAUGGUCGGUUCAAGGAGCUGGCGAUUAAACCAGUUGCACAGGUACGUUUGGUGGCCCGUCGUGUUGAAUCCAGCCCACCAAAAGUCGUUCGACAUGAUGUCCUUGACCUGUGCCAAGUACGCCCAGCUGCCCGUCACGGAUGUCGCCAUGUUGAAGAGACCGACGAGGCCGAGGAGGCGAAUGUAUUUGUGUUUUGUGACCGUCUCCGGCGACGUCAGCGGCUUCAUGACAAACUUGGCCACGUCAAAGAGGUACCCGAUGCCGUUGUGCGCCGGCAGCGUCAGGACGAUCCAGCUCGGCGCGUGGAAUAUCGUGUCGCGGUAUGAAAACAUGCCGCACAUGACGCACGCGACUCGGUCCAAAAAGAGCUCGCCGUUCCCGGACUGAAUGAAAAACGCCUGCGCGACGCCGGGAAUGAGCACGUGCGCGACAACGUUUCCAUGCGCACGUUUUCGUCCCGUGACGUUGUAAAACACCUUGACGAGGACGUACGAGAUGGCGAUGCUUCCCGCAUGCACGAUGAAGAGAAGACCAAAUCGCCGGACGCUGCCAAAUUCGACGGUCGCACUCGUGCAGCUCGCGGUCAACCCGACAAACUCGUACGAGCACGUGCGGUCGAUGGUCAACGUCGCCACGUGCGGCGACAAGACUUGAAUCGCAGUCAUGGUGGCCCAAAUGAAAGCCGUGCUGAGCGGCGCGUACACGGUCAGCUCCUGGUCGGUGAACGGGAGGAAAAUGUCGUGGAGGACAAUCGUGAGCCACGUCGACUCGCCUGCAAGGACCAUCGUGUGGACGAGAGGUUUGGGCGUGAACGCAAUGCGGGAGAACCCCAUGUUGUUGGUGAACGUCACGGUGGACGAGCUGAGGAGGAGCAUGGCAGUCAUGCCGCGCAGAAAAAUGAACGGCCGGCCGAUCCAGACGUACCCGAUGACCCAAUUGCACUGAAACAAGUUCCACCACUCGACAUGGAACCCGAUGAAGAACGAGUAAAAGAUCAUAAGGGCCACGACAAAGGUCACGACGAACGAGACGUAGAUCGUCACGAUCCAAAUGUAAAAGCAUCCCUUCCGAGGGAUUUCCAAGUCGUUGGCGACGAGGAAUACCUCUUCCUGUGGCUCCGUCAGCACGGUCAGCGUCGACACGUCGCCUUCAAAGCUGUACACUUCCCGAGCCCCAGUCAUCCAGUCGUGGAGUUGAACCCAGCCGUAGAACGACCACAGGUCACCGGGGGCGACCAACGGCUGCACGAGGAACACGCGAGCUGGGACUUCCUGAACGACGUAGUCUGGGAUCGGGGUCCCAUCGGUUGCCGUGGGAUCGUCGACGACCGUCGAAUUCGUUGGGUCGGAAGCGGCACUGAGUGUUGUCCCGUCGACGUCGCUGGGCGGAGCGUCGGGGACGACCGUGGCAAACUGCAUAAACGAAAUGUUCAACGAGGCCAAAGCCGUCCAUGGCGGCGAAAACAUGGAUGCGAAUCGCGUCGUUUGGUUCCACUUGGCAACGAGCGGCAGGGCCGGCACCAAAGAUGCCAGACACAAGUCCACUGACGUUGACGUGAAUGCACAUACAGACCGAAUCUGGUCGAUCGACAAGCCACUAGCCACCAACGCGAAAACGAUGUUCUCACGUCGAAGAUGAAGCGAAUAUGGUAGUUGUUCCGAGCAGUCAUCCGAAAUGCCAAACGACGGCUGAAUGAAUGCCACGGGAUCGUGCAGGGGGCACAGCAGGUUGCCCCCGUGGUAGUUGUAACCCGCCCAAGCCGAAGGCGUGGGGUCGACAACGGGCUCGCUCAGGUGCAAGUACGCGUGCCGCAACGUGUGAUCGUCUUGUAGGUAUUCGUACAGGUGUUCACGAAACUGGAGAAAAUACGUUCCCAAUGCCGGGGGCACCGCGACCAUGCGAACGUCGAUCGCUCCCAACGGACCGAUGUGAGAUCGUAUGAGAUCGACGCCGGGAUAUCCACUUGCUGCCGCGUACAGCAUGUCCGUGUCCCAGCUCACGCCAAGCGCCGCGGCGUCGUUUGGAGCGCCUCGAACGAUGCUGCAGCCAUACGACGACGCGACAGUCAUGACACUGGCAAAGUUGAGCGAUGUCCAAAAGGUCGAGCCGGGCCCGCGGUCGGGAGACGUGACGGAGAGCGCGCUGAUUGUGAAUCGCUGCUGCAUCCCGAGCGCAUCCUCGAGUAAAAUCGCGUCGUCGAGGCGUUGGGGAUAUGUAUUUUGAAACUGCAGCGUAAAGCGACGGAGCCCCUGCUGCUCCCAGUACCGAAUCUCGUCGGGGAUGGCGAGGACAGUGCCCUGGAGGACCAUUGCGAUCCAUGACGUUGCUAGGUCAGGAUCGACACGGGCCAUCGCAGUCAGCACGGUCUCGUUGAACGUGUCAAACAAGGGCCAAGCCAGGAUUGCCUUGGCCUCGGUGUUGCGCAGCACGGUUUCGACGUACACGGCAGCGUUGUCCUUGUCCGUCGCGGCGCAUCGCGCUUGACGGGCAUCUGUGUGCGCCGCUUCGAACCGGCGAUUGAAGUCGAUCCAACAAAACGGAGUGCGGUACCCAAAGUACGUGUCAAGCGAUUGCAUGCGGAUGGUCGUGAUCGCGGCAUCGAAUGCAAUGCUGUCCAAGAGGACCUGGCGGGGUGCAGAUGCCGGCAGCGUGAGCAGCGAGUCCGAUUCGCCAUACGAACGGAAGAGCGUCGCGUCGCUGCGUGCGACGUCGAACGUUCCAGCUUGAUGGAGCGUGUGCCGGACGUGAAUGAGGUCCCCCAAGUACGUUUGUAUCCCCGUCGAGUUGAAUUGCGGCAACCACAGGUCGUUCUCCAAGUGCGGUUGAACAAUUGUCAGAUACCACGCACUGCAGCUGACAGUCACGACCAAGUAGAUGAACCCGAGCGCUGUGGCAAGUCGGCUCGACUGGCGCGGGCCUCGGAUCACCGGGCCAUCUUCUCUCGCUUCCAAGUAUUUCUCUUUGGUUUGCACAGGAAUGAUGCGGUGGGUCGCCCCGUGGUUGAUCCAGCGCAUGGUGCCGCCUUUGUCGAGUUUGUGUCGGGGCGGCUGCG
Messenger RNA from Aphanomyces invadans, 5714 nucleotides. RefSeq lists its product as hypothetical. NCBI's taxonomy places the organism in Eukaryota, Oomycota, Saprolegniomycetes, Saprolegniales, Verrucalvaceae. The record is from RefSeq and is a predicted model, not a curated record. The transcript has a single exon. Bases 3103 to 4209 code for a protein of 368 amino acids.